Molecule: messenger RNA, 930 nt
Organism: Solanum dulcamara
Lineage: Eukaryota; Viridiplantae; Streptophyta; Magnoliopsida; Solanales; Solanaceae
Exons: 5
Coding region: 1-930 (309 amino acids)
Source: RefSeq, a predicted model, not a curated record
AUGUGUGAUAGCAAAUAUAUCAAUGUUAUAUCUGAGAAUUCGAUAGAAACUUUAUUUUCUACUAUCGAACAUAUUCAAGAUAAAGAUGCUAGGAGAAAGUACCUCUUUGAAUUACAAAACUUAGUUACCAGGCAGAAAGAUGAAAGGUCUGAAGUAACUCCUUUUAGCAUGAAACAAAUCAUGGAAAGAUUUGACUCCAAAAAGGAAGAACCUUCCAUAGAGUUAUUAAGAGGAGAAGUUAAGACUCUCAAAAAUGAAAUCAGAGAAGUCAAAGCAAGACUUCACAAAAUUGAGAUUGAAAAUCUCACUAACCAACUCCAAAAAGAGACCACCAGUCAAGAAAAAUCUUCAAAGGCUAUUCUCACUGAAGAAACUGACGAAGAAGACUCUCAGACCGAAUCUCACAAGUUUGAAUCUGACGCAGACAGUGGUGCUGAUAGAAACUGCAUUAUAGAAGGAUUAAUUCCUACAAAAUACCUUACUAAUGGAACUACCAAAUUAUACAGCGCCACAGCUGAAAAAGAAAGAGGAUCUCCUAGACUUGUCAUCAACUACAAACCUCUUAACGCAGCUUUAAAAUGGAUCAGAUACCAGAAGGAGUUUAAGUUCCUUCAUAUUGAUCUUGUUCAAGUAGCUGUUAAGCCUCUUUUCCGUAAAGGUUUGAAUAUCCCUAUUUGUAUGUUACUUAGGGAUGAUAGACUUCUCAACUUUGAUGAUUCUCUGUUAGGAGUAUUAGAAAGUAACCUCGCUAAUGGCCCGGUCUAUUAUGAAACUGUUGCUCCUGAUAGUCCCACUUUUAGCGAUAUAAAACCAGAGCAUAAAAGAAAAGAAUCUCUAGGUGUCCUAACUGCCAAUGAUAUCUUUUUCCCUGACAAAAGGAAGCUUAACAAGUGGUGGAAACUUCCCAAACACCAGAACAAAGUUGACUAG